UUGACUUUUUAGUUAACUUUAGCAUUUGUGGAAAAACGUAUGCCUAGCACUGUUUAAUUUACUAUGUAGUAAUUUUAUCCAAAGCGGUGUACAGUGAAUUCAGACACAGGGAGGUACAGGUCAUUAGGAGCAGGUAGGGGUCAGGCAUCUAGCUCAAGAACCUUCCUGAAAGCCUACAGGAAGGUUGUGGACAUUGGGGAUCUAACCCAGUACCUUUUAAACCUGGAGUCCAACACCCAGUCUACUACUCUUAGAACUAAACGUGGUUUUGUCCUUCUGGUUUCAGAUGUGAUUCUGUGGGAGGGGUGCAGAUACAACCAGGAACUGAUUCCACUGAUUCUACAUGUCUUAAAUAUGUGGCAAUUGCGUUCAUAAUAAUAGGAUGCAUAUGUUUCAUCAUUUCGUUAGUCCUGGGAGCAUUGUUUUAUAGAUGGCUGAAAAUGGAAAGGGAUUUAACUGAAUUGGAAAAACAAAUAGAUGAGUGGGAAACACCGGAACAGAAGAUGGAGUGUUUGGCAUUGUGGGAACAACUUCAUAAGAAGAAGAAAACACAGAAACAGGAGAGGAAGUUUGUUGAAUUUAUUCAUCAAUAUAGGGCGAAAAUGGAAUCACUGAAACUGGAUUUGGAGUUAACUGAAUGGGAAAAACAAAUAAAUGAGAUGGAAACACCGGACCAGGUGAAUGCGUGUUAUGCAUUGUGGGAACGACUUGAAGAGAAAAAGAAAACACCGAAACAGGAGAUGAAGUUUGAUGAAUUGAUUGAUCGACAUAAUGAGAAAUACGAAACAAUGGACCUGAAUCAUGAGAUCAUUGAAGGGGUUUAUAGAAGACGUCUGAUGGAAACAGAGGGAGCAAACAGGAGGUUAAAUGUAUGGAUUGACCUCUUUCUGGAGCAAAUGAAAAGUCGGGAACUGGAUAGGGAGUUAACUGAAUUGGCUAAUCAAAUAUGUCUGAAGAAAACGGUAAAACAGGAACAGGAUGGGGAGUUUUACAAAUUGAUUGAUCAACUUCUGAAGAAGGUAAAAAAGGAACGGAAGAGGGAGUCAGCGGGUGGAGCUGCUGGAGAAGGGACAGCUCGUUACACAUCCACAAAUCUCCCCUCUACGGAGCUUCCUGCAGGUCUAGAGACAUCCAUCCCUCCAGCUCCCUCCAGUGAAACACAGCCUGCAGGUCUAGAGACAUCCAUCCCUCCAGCUCCCUCCAGUGAAACACAGCCUGCAGGUCUAGAGACAUCCAUCCCUCCAGCUCCCUCCAGUGAAACACAGCCUGCUGAAGGUGAGUUGUGUUAAUUAUGUUAAAGCUUCAGUUAUAUAAUGAGAAUGACAAUAUGAACUAAUCCAGAUUCUAUUAAAUAUCCACGAUCAUUUCACCCUGUACCUCUGAAAUGUUUUAUCCACAAAUAGAUGCGAGGGAAUCUAUUAGACUAUAUUAGAGUGCAACUUAAUCCCAUCAAAAAAUAAUUUAAAUCAAGAUGACCUUUGGACCUUUUUUCACUUGUCUAAUUGAACACUACUGGUCAACCGUUAUCUAUAGUCAUGCUCAUUGUGUGUGUCUUGUUUUUUGUGUGUGGUUGUGUGGGUUGGUUGUGUUACUGGUUUUGGGGGGUGGUUGUGUGUGUCUGGCUGAGUCUCUACUUGUGUUGGGUGUUUGUGUUUCUGGGUGAGCCCCUGGUUGUGUGGAGUGGUAGUGUAUCUCUGGUUGUGUGUGUCUGGCUUUGUGUGAGUUUUUGGCUGUGUGUGUGUGUGUGUGUGU
This is a messenger RNA of Gadus morhua (Atlantic cod), 1752 nucleotides long. RefSeq lists its product as uncharacterized. The record is from RefSeq and is a predicted model, not a curated record. Lineage: Eukaryota; Metazoa; Chordata; Actinopteri; Gadiformes; Gadidae. The transcript has 24 exons. Bases 441 to 1289 code for a protein of 282 amino acids.